GAGCUACUCACGCCUGAUGUUUUGUUUUAUUCACCAAACCAGUUGCGUCAGUUUUUCAGCGUACCGCGGUGGUGUGAGCUGUGAGCCGGCGUGACGCUGUGCCUGCCUGGGUAUCGGGCAGCGGAGGGAGGCUUAAAGAGACAACAGCAAAAUCAUAGCAACUUGAGAGGCUAGAGAAACGAAAUGAGAAGGAUACCCACACACGAAGAACCAUGACUUCGAAUGCCUUCUGGUAGCUGACAUUUAAAGAUACCCAGCCAUCAUCAGACCCAUCAGUUACCGGUCUUUCCUCCAGCUGUUUUCUCUGCGUCUGGGUUGCCUUGUCUGCUGUGGCCCUGCAUCAUGGAGAGCGUCCACUGUGUCACUGAAGGCUGACCAGAAGGAAUGAGGCACUCUAGGAGAUGUUCCCAAGUGUCCUUGUGGAUGCAGUAGCUGGGUUUCGGAGUGCUUUUUUAUGACUAGAAUUGUAUGUGCAUCUGUGGGCACAUCCUAGGACAACCUGCCUAUUCUUCAGGCAGGGACAUGCUACUCUGAGACUGGAGCUGGAGAAACACACAGGGAAGGAACCCCUCUGCUAAACAAGGAACCCAAAGAAAAAAGGGAAGCACUCAGCAGAAGACCUGACUGAUAGACACUUCAGCUCAUUGAAGUGUCCUCUGAAUCAUUGCAAAUUUUAACAGCAACACCUUUCCUGUGUCCUGUGAGAGUUUGUCUCCCUCCCCCUCCCUAAAGCGUCCUCUGUCGUUGUUAUUGGAGUUUCUAUGGUUUGCAUGGCUGGAGAAUAACCGUGGAGAGGCCAGGGUAUCACAAGCUUAUGGAUUUUGAAAAGAGAGGGGGCAAGGGAGAGACAGAGGAAGGGAAAAAGAUGUCUAAGACAACAGGCAGCAGGACUGGACAUGGGGGCCGAAGUUCAGGGACCAAUUCUGGAGUUCUUAUGGUUGGCCCGAACUUCCGUGUGGGUAAAAAAAUCGGCUGCGGGAACUUUGGAGAGCUGCGGUUGGGAAAAAAUCUCUAUACUAACGAAUAUGUCGCCAUCAAAUUGGAACCUAUAAAGUCCAGGGCGCCACAGCUCCACUUGGAGUAUAGAUUUUACAAACAGUUGGGAAAUUCAGAGGGAAUCCCUCAGGUGUACUACUUUGGUCCUUGCGGGAAAUACAACGCCAUGGUGCUGGAGCUGCUCGGGCCCAGUCUAGAGGACCUGUUCGACCUCUGUGACCGAACCUUCUCCCUCAAGACCGUCCUCAUGAUAGCCAUACAGCUGAUUACGCGGAUGGAGUACGUCCACACCAAGAGUCUGAUAUACAGAGACGUGAAGCCAGAGAACUUCCUGGUUGGGCGGCCUGGAAGCAAGAGGCAACACACCAUCCACAUCAUCGACUUUGGUCUGGCCAAAGAGUACAUAGACCCCGAGACCAAAAAACACAUCCCCUACCGGGAGCACAAGAGUCUGACUGGGACGGCGCGCUACAUGAGCAUCAACACACACUUGGGAAAAG
This is a messenger RNA of Gymnodraco acuticeps, 1496 nucleotides long. RefSeq names its product casein kinase 1, gamma 2b (gene csnk1g2b). The record is from RefSeq and is a predicted model, not a curated record. NCBI's taxonomy places the organism in Eukaryota, Metazoa, Chordata, Actinopteri, Perciformes, Bathydraconidae. Gene Ontology annotation, cellular component: nucleus; cytoplasm; plasma membrane. Gene Ontology annotation, biological process: positive regulation of canonical Wnt signaling pathway; peptidyl-serine phosphorylation; endocytosis. Gene Ontology annotation, molecular function: ATP binding; protein serine/threonine kinase activity.